CACAUGGUGGCCAGCCUUGCUCCCUCUUGAAGGCAUAUGCUAUGUCCCACAAGGGCAAGGCGACGUCUGACGUCAACUACAAUCCGGAGGACGGGCCCAAGGCAUACAGCAACCCGAUGGUCCAUACCCGUCUCAGUGCGUACACAACGAUGGCAAGGGAGGUCCAUGGUCUAGAGUUUGAUCCGGCCACCGAGGACCUUGACAAAGAAGUCGUCAUGAGGGUUGGAGGAGGUAAGAAUCAUGGGCGGUAUUGGAUUGCCGACGGCGCAAUCGACUCGUCCUCUACUCCUACUCUAUCUCAGAUUAGAGCAAGGAGCACGAGUGCGAGCCCAGGCAUACGACCUCGGCAAGACACUUCACAGUACCGGAUACAGGCAUUCCAGGCCCAAUUAGAAGAAGAGAGGAGGCUACGUGUGGAGAACGAGCACAGGAUGAGGGAUAUGUUUGCCUACAUGCAGACUCUUGGUGCCGCAGCGGGUGUAGCUCUACCACCUUUGUUGUUCGCUUCACCUCGACCUCCUGCUAGUUUUCUACUCCUAAUCAAUCGACGGCUCCAAAUGACCCUCAUGUUUCUCCAACUACGCCAUAUUGGAGGUCACUGGGUUGGAGGUCUUGAUGAUGAUUUUUGUCACUUAUCCUGUUUCUGUAGACUUCUCAUAUGUGAUGAGGGAAGGCAUUUGCAUGCGUACGGCUCCAACGCCGCGUGCCCGUCCCCACCGAAGCACAAGGCGGUGGCCAAGCAGGAGCAGGAUGCCAAGAGGGCCAAGCAGGAGCAGGAUGCCAAGAGGCACUUCCAGGAGAAGAGCGCGGCGUACCUGUUCCUCUUCAACGAGGUGAUGCUAGCGGCAGAGGCAAGCCACAGCCCGCCGCUAACCAUGCUCAAUGAGCGCCGGCUGGGGAACCGCAUCCAGGUGGUGUCCUCCCAUGCUGCCGAGGAACGGGCUAGGCUCGAGCAGGAGCACGAGGUCCUUCAUGAGAAGAUGCGUAGGAUCAUUGACCGGGAGAUCGCGGUCGUCUCCCGGGAGAAGGCGGUGGCCCGGAAGGAGAAGGAGGUGGAGCUGAAGGAGCGGAUGGCUCGUCACACCAUCAACACUACCAAGGCCAUGGCAAAGAUGAUUGACGACGAGCAGGCGGCCCUCAACCAUCGAGAGGUGGCCGUCUAG
Panicum hallii is the source of this 1163-nucleotide messenger RNA. RefSeq lists its product as uncharacterized. The record is from RefSeq and is a predicted model, not a curated record. Bases 42 to 1163 code for a protein of 373 amino acids. The transcript is spliced from 6 exons. Gene Ontology annotation, biological process: transposition. NCBI's taxonomy places the organism in Eukaryota, Viridiplantae, Streptophyta, Magnoliopsida, Poales, Poaceae.